AUGUCAUAUCAGUUGAUUGAUAUUCAGAAUGCUUUGACUGCUAUAUCAUCUUCCAUCUCGCAGCAGGAGAAAAAUAUUUCAUUAAAUUUACUUGAAGAUUUUCAAAAGUCUAUGGAUGCAUGGAAGAUUUGCAUUAAUAUUUUGCUUGACACAACAUUAUCUCAACAAACCGAUUUAAAGAUGUUUGCUUCCCAAACCUUAAGAAAUAAAGUAACAUAUGAUUUAUCUCAAUUGACAGAUAGUAACAAUAUUACCUCUUUUAAGGACAACCUUUUGAAUAUCAUAAUUUCAUACGGCAAUAAUACAGAUCAUAGUACUAAAUUAAUUUUGGUUCAAUUGAAUGUUGCGUUGGCUAGACUGGCUAUUCAAUUUAUUGAUUGGAAAAAUCCAAUGCAAGAAAUCAUUUCUAUACUAAAUCCAUAUCCCUCAAUUCUUCUAAGCUUUCUGAAAAUUUUACCAGAAGAAACUUUAGACUUGGGAUCUUACCCUUUAACACAGGCUGAAUUCGACUCUAGAAUAAAUGAACUAGUCACAAUGAUAUCCAAUGACGUACUACACUUUUUACUUUCCACAAUCGAAUCGCUAACAAGUAAUGGCUUGUCUUUAGAUCAAAUAUUUAAAUGCUUUGCUUCAUGGUCUUUUGAAUUCGAAAUAGAUACACUACUAUCAUUACAAUCUCUAUUAUCAUUACUGUUUACCACUCUAUCACAAGCAAGCGCUUUAGAGGAUUCAAAUAUUUUGGAUGCUGCUACUGACUGCCUUUGUAAUAUAUUAAGAGAAACAAGAGAAGUCCAAAAUGAACAGCUAAUAAUGCCAUUAUAUGAAAAUUUAGUAGCAUUACAGAAUUCUAUUUUACCAACAUUAUUAUCAACGGAUUCAAUAACGUUACCGGACGUUAUUGAUGAUGACAUUAUUGGCAAUUUUACAAGAAUAUUUGUAGAAGCAGCUGAAGCAUGGGCCAUUUUUAUUGCCAAAUCUCCAGAAAUAUAUCAGCAAUUAGUUACAAUAGUUUUAAUGUUAACAUGCAAAGUGCAAGACUUGGAUAUCGUUUCAUAUACGUUUCCAUUUUGGUUUUCUUUGAAACAAAGCUUAGUAUUACCAAGAUAUAGCGCCUCAAAAACAGCAUAUACUCCAACUUUUAUCUCAUUAAUCAAUGGCAUUAUUAAUCAUUUACAAUAUCCUCUUGAUAGUUUUUCUACUCUAGAGGAAGAAGACAAGUUUAAAGAUUUCAGAUAUUCUAUGGGUGAUGUACUAAAGGAUUGCACAGCAGUUGUGGGAACAGCUAAUGCUCUAAAUCAACCAUUCAUGAGAUUGAAUGAUAAUUCAAAAAGUAACUCUAAUUGGCAAUAUUUCGAGGCUCCACUAUUUUCAUUAAGAACUAUGGCACAAGAAGUCUCAUUAUCAGAAAAUAAUCUGAUUCCCAAGAUUCUGUAUCUUAUUUGCAAUGCUACAACUACUGUUAGCGAUAAGACUCAAUCACCACUAAUCCACCCCAAAAUCAGAUAUGCAACAACAUUAGUUCUAGGAAGAUACACCGAAUGGGCAGCUAAACAUCCUGAGCUAUUAGAAUUACAAUUAAAUUACAUUUUCCAAAAUUUUUCGGAAUUCAACAAUGAUAAAGAGUUAAUGAUCGCAUCGUCACACUCUUUGAUGUAUUUUUGCACCGACUGUUCUUCUCUUUUGAUUAACUAUUUAUCACAGCUUAUUGAUUUUUAUUUUAAUGUAGAAAAUAUUAUUGAUAUCGAAUCAAACUUCGAGCUAUGCCAAGGAUUAAGUUCUGUCUUACAAAAGCAGUCUACUGAAUUAUUACCGAGCUAUUUUCAAAAACUGAUAGAUAACAUAUUAAAAAAUUUAAAUAGUUUAACAAAAGAUUGGUCCGAUAAUAGCCAGGAUAAUAACAUUGCCCACAAAAUCGCUGAUAAGAUUGAUUUAAUAUUUGCGUUAUUCGAAGAUUUGAAACCCAAGAAUGAUUUUACGGUUAAUCUAGAUGAACCCAUUCUACCCCAAAUUGAAUUUAUUUGGUCAACUUUAAAAACAUUAUUGGUUGAUUUAAAUGGACAAGCAAAUGAGACCAUAUUAGAAAGGUCUACCAAAUUGCUGCGCAGACUUAUUGAAAAAUAUCAUGUUUACAUUCAAAAUAUCUUACCAUCUAUUAUGGAAUUUUUAGUAGAAGGCUAUUCGCAGACUGGGUUUGGUUCAUUUUUAUGGUGCUCUGGCUCACUAAUUGCAUGCUAUGGUGAUGAAGAGUCAUUACCAAUAUCAAAAGAAAUCAGAAAUGCAGUUUGGGAAUUUUCUCUUUCACAAUGUAAUACAUUUUUAAUAAAUUUCGAAAAAAUACAAAAGAGUGAGCUAAACAACUUUUAUGAAAUGAUAAUGGACUUUUUUGCAAUGUGCUCCGAUCUUCUGAUGUUUUACCCUGGCGAAUUCAUCAAUUCGAAUGAUUCAAUCUUAUUAACGAAUAUAUUUGAUAUUGCAUUGGGUAGUGUAACUCACUUAGAAAACUUUGACUCCUAUUUGUUUAUACUGAGGUUCAUGGACGAUAUUAUUUCAUGGGGAUUUAAAACUCCACCAAUUUCCACACUAACUAUUGAAGUUGUACCUCAAUCGUGGAGAGAACAAAUCUUACAAAAGCUUAUCGUAAUGAGAGGUUUGAAUUUAACUAAAACAUUAUUCCAAGGAUUAUUGACAAAUUUUCAUGUCAAUGCUCAAUCUGAUGCAGUAAGUUGUUUAGUUAAAUCCUUCCGCUUAGCUACAGAGCUAAACAACAAUGAUCCCUCUGUUUGUAUAAGUUGGGUCAAUGAAGGUGUUAUUAAAGAGCUACAUGACGUCACACCAAGUGAAAUCGAGAACCUAAAUAACUCAGUCAUCAGAGGCUUAAACAAAAAGAUUACAGAAAAGUUAGAGAAGGUGUCAAAUCGUUUAUCAAUUGGUAUUUCAGAAGACAUGUUUCCAGAGACUCAACUUAAGUUUCUACUACUUAAAUCGUUUUUUUUGUUUAUCAUUAUCAUUCAAUUUGUGUGCUCAAUCACUACAAUUAACACAUCUUAUUAUCCAUACUAUUUGUAG
This is a messenger RNA of Henningerozyma blattae CBS 6284, 3066 nucleotides long. RefSeq names its product mRNA transport regulator MTR10 (gene MTR10). Gene Ontology annotation, biological process: protein import into nucleus. Gene Ontology annotation, molecular function: small GTPase binding. Gene Ontology annotation, cellular component: nuclear membrane; cytoplasm. The record is from RefSeq and is a predicted model, not a curated record. Lineage: Eukaryota; Fungi; Ascomycota; Saccharomycetes; Saccharomycetales; Saccharomycetaceae. The transcript has a single exon. Bases 1 to 3066 code for a protein of 1021 amino acids.